AUGGUGGACCCGGCGGCGGACCCCGGCGAGGAGAGAUGCGCGGAUCCGGCGGGGGCGGCGGCGGCGGCGGCCCCCCCCUCUGCGGCCGUGUGCCAGUCGCCCGCCCCCCUCCCGGCGGCGGCGGCGGCGGCGGCGGCGCCUUGUGCCGGGGGCGGGGGGCCGGGGCGGGCGGGCGAGGAGUCGCCCAUGCUGCACCUGGACCUGUACAACUUCGAGCGCCCGGAGGCGGAGGGCAGCCGCUACGUGCUCACCAGCCCGCGCUCGCUGGAAGCGUGCGCCCGCAGCGCCGUCAAGCCGGUGGAGCUGCUGCCGCGGGCGCUGAGCGAGCUGGUGCGGGAGGCCCCCGGGCGCUCGAUGCGGGUGGCCGCCGGCCUCUACGAAGUCUACGAGAUGGACCGGCAGAGGAAGCUGCGGCAGUGCCGGGAGGAAAGGGAAAGGAUUAUCCGCGAGGAGAAGAGGAGGCUCUUCACGCCUCUCCCGGUCGGCAGCCUCCCCUCCUCGCCGGCGUCCAGGAUGGCCUUCAGAGGCACCGCUGCCGACGGGAGCUGCAGCCCAGCGGCUGGGCAGCCCAGGGCUGGCUGCCUUCCUCCCGCCGGCGCCAAGACCAAGAAGAGCCACUCCCUGGACUCCCUGCAAAAGAGGAGAGAGGGCUUCUCCACCAAAACCUCCUCCGACUCUGGUGCCUCUUCCUCCUACAGCGGGGACAGCUUUAAGGACAAGUGGCCCAAGGAGAUGCCCAGGACUAGGACUGCGGCUCCCGUGAGUUCCCUGGUGGGCCGGAGUUUCAGCCUGGGGGACCUGUGCCAUUCCCCGCAGACCGCCAAGAAAGUGGAGAAGAUCGUCAAGGAGGUGAAGAAGAAAGGCCUCAAGGAGGUGUCGGAGAGGGACCGGAAGAUCGCCGCCCUGAUGAUAGCCAAGCGCCAGGAAGAGAGCAUCUUGAAUGAACAGCGGUACAAUGCCCACCUCCAGUGGGACAGCCAGAGGAAGAAGGUGGAGCAGCGGAGGGAGCAGGAGGAGAAGGAGAAGCAGAGGGCCUUGAUGCAGUGCAAGAAGAUGUGGGAGUCCAGGCUGGAGAAACACCGUUGCAAGCUGACCCUGGAGCGAGAGGGGGCUGCCCUGUUGAAGCACAAGCAGAGCUUGAUGGAGGAGCAGAAGUGGCGGGAGCAGGUGGACAAGCUAGAGAAAAUGAAGAGAGAGAAGAUGGAGAAGUCCACCUUGGAAGAGAGGCAGAAGAAACGUCACCAAGAGCGCAACCUAAAGACUCAGGAAGAGAGCAAGAAAGAGGCCCUGGAACGAGAUGUCCAACUGCUGGAGGAGAAACUGUCUCUGGCUGCCCAGAAGAAGCUCAAGAAAGAACAGCUACUACAGAAGGAAAAGAAACUUCUCAACCAGGCUGAGAAGCGGAAGCACAAAGUCCUCCACAAGGAGCUGGCCAGGCAAGAGGUCGAAGAGAAGGCUUCGCUAAGGGCCUCUGUGGAAGGGAGUUUGAGCAGAGCUCAAGAGAACUAUGAGCAGCUCAUUGAGAAGAGGAACCAAGAAAUAAGGGAGAAGGCAAGGCGGGAGGAGCUUCAGACUCAGAGGGCGAAACUGGCAGCAGAAAGGCAGGACAAAGAGCAGCAGGAGCACUUGAAGGCCAUGGCCAAAGGUACAGAGCGGCAGCUCCAGCAUGCAGCUCAGGUAGCUGAGGAGGUCGUCCAGCAAAAAGCCCGCAAAGUGGUCCAAAGCCGGUUGGAAAAAGAGAAGAUACAGAAAUUCAACAAGAAGAAGGUGGAACAGUAUGAAGAUAUCCGGCGCAAGGAGCUCCUUCUGUCAAUUGAAAAAAAACUAGAACGGAGCGAACAGUUUUUUAAGGAGAGAAAAAAUGUCUUGGAAAAUGCCAGGUCUGUUGCUCGGGCAUCGUUCCAUGUCCGGGAAAAGGUACGGGAAGAGAUGAACAUGCGCACUUUUGACAAGAUGGCCUUUGAAGCAGAAUUGCAGGCCAGCCUGGUUAAAAAAUAAAAAAGGUCUUUUUUAUUUCAGGAUAAGUAGGGAUAUAUCUCU
This is a messenger RNA of Euleptes europaea (tarantolino), 2040 nucleotides long. RefSeq names its product coiled-coil domain containing 177 (gene CCDC177). Lineage: Eukaryota; Metazoa; Chordata; Lepidosauria; Squamata; Sphaerodactylidae. The transcript has a single exon. The record is from RefSeq and is a predicted model, not a curated record. The coding region runs from base 1 to 1998 and encodes 665 amino acids.